AUGAUGAGCAAAAAAAAAGCAUUUCGUGCGGUUCCGAGUCCCGACGCUUUCCCAAAAAUUUGCUUCCGCACAAAAAGUCGCCGGUACCUUUGGGGUCCUGCUUUUCUGCAUCGUCCAUCUCAUCGUGAUAACCGCUACUAACCGAGUCACUUCACCGCCCUCCCCACCCCUCAAAGCUCACAUGACCUUGCAGACCCCAUGGAGAUGAUCUGAAAGAGCAGUCAACAUACUCCCCUCUCCUCAUCAUCGUUUCCCCUCUUUGUACCUUGGAUCUUGAAGCAGUCGUCGCUAUUUCGGGAGAUGCGUCUGGCACCACCUGUCGGCCUGAUGGCCUUGUCAAUACCAGCGAUAGCUCAGUUGGUACCCUCUCCGACGUACAAUCCUCCUCCAGCUGCAUCUGGAACCGUUAAAUCGAGCUCAUCACCAAAUCCGCAAUGGUCAAACGUUCUUGGCAACGCGUUCUGGUUUUACGACGCUCAACGGAGCGGCAACCUCGAUGCAGGCGCGUAUCCCAAUCGCGUGACAUGGCGAAACAACAGUGCCAUGCAGGAUGGUAGCGAUUGGAACCUCGAUCUCACUGGUGGCUGGUACGAUGCCGGGGAUUAUAUCAAAUGUCUGUUUCCGUUGUCAAACACCCUUUUCGCGUUAUCUUGGGGAGCCUUGACACAUGGUCGGGGCUGGGACCUGGCACAACAGUCUGCUUAUCUUGACUCUACCCUACGAUGGGGCUUUGACUGGAUGAUGAGAGCACAUCCCUCGGACGACGUUUUAUUCGUUCAAGUGGGAGACUCGACUAUCGAUAAUUCAUAUUGGGGAGGCGAUCAGAAUAUCCCCACGCCUCGACCCUCAUACCCUAUCAACUCGUCCAGCCCUGGCACAGACGCAUGGGCCUCAACGGCCGCAGCCUUUGCCAUGGCCUCGCUGCUCUAUACUCCAGGAGUAUCGUACGUCCCCAUUUCUGGAGCGUCUCCACCCAGCUCGCCGUCGCUUGGUAAUUCGACGUACGCUUCCGAACUUUUGAGCCACGCAAAGACCCUGUACGCUACCGCGAAUCAGACCAGACCUUUCAGUCUCUUUGCACAUAGCAUUCCGGCCGUCGCAUCCGCGUAUACUGCGACAAAUUACACGGACAAGCUUGCCAUGGGCGCCUUGUCCUUAGCACUGGCCACGAACGAGAGCGCCUACUAUGCCGAUGCGUACAACUUCUAUCAGGAAUUCGCGCUUACUGGCAGCAAUGAUCCGUGGAAUUGGGAUUCGAGAUAUCCGGCGCUCUACGUUCUCUUCGUUGAGGCUGCAAAAACUCGCCCAAACUUGGCAACAGGAGCUGGACUUGCUGUGAAUCUAACUGGAUGGCAAACCGAAGCUGAAGGCUGGUUCGAUAGGAUAGUCAAUGGAGAAGACAGCAAGCAACACUUCAUGACUCCAGGCGGCCUGCUCUGGUUUGAAGGCUGGUCUGACGAAUCGUCAUUGAUCGAAGCCAUGUCUGCCUCGAUGCUAUUCUACAAAUACGCUCCUUUGGCCUCCACUUCGAACAAGACAUCUCAGUAUCAGGAAUUCGCUCAAAAUCAAGUGGCUUACAUGCUCGGUAAUAACCCAAUGAGCGCGGUAUACCUGGUCGGAUCACACCCAAACUCGCCUCAGAAUCCACACUCGGCCCCUGCUUCCGGAGGCGACAACAUCAACGCCAUACGCACACAACCGCCCGUAGAGGCUCAUGUGCUCUACGGGGCCAUGGUCGGUGGGCCUCUGCAGAACGACAAAUUUUGGGAUUGGCGUGACGAUUGGGUUCAAACGGAAGUCGCCCUUGACUACAACGCGGUCAUUCCAUUCCUUGCAUCCUGGCAGUUGAUAAAUGAUUCCCCCGAUCCGUAUUACGUCAACGUCACAGCGAACACUUAUUACGUGCCUUCGGGAGACCCAUGCGAUGCCGCACUACCAUGCAAUGGCACUGGCAAUGGAGGUCUGUCAGAUGGUGCCAAAGCAGGUAUCGGAAUCGGUGUGAUUCUUGGAGUGGGUUUGAUCAUCGCUUUCAUUUGGUACAUCCGGAGGGAUCAGAUAGCUAGAUGGUGGAGAAGCGGAUACGUGCGUCCUCAUUAGAAUAUGAUUGGAAGCGGGAAAUCUCGCGUUGGUGUAAGAGCGACCAGAUGUCACCGCAUCAAAUG
Messenger RNA from Kockovaella imperatae, 2162 nucleotides. Its product is annotated as putative endoglucanase E-4 precursor. Gene Ontology annotation, biological process: carbohydrate metabolic process. NCBI's taxonomy places the organism in Eukaryota, Fungi, Basidiomycota, Tremellomycetes, Tremellales, Cuniculitremaceae. The record is from RefSeq and is a predicted model, not a curated record. The coding region runs from base 301 to 2097 and encodes 598 amino acids. Gene Ontology annotation, molecular function: hydrolase activity, hydrolyzing O-glycosyl compounds. The transcript has 9 exons.